Messenger RNA from Nematolebias whitei (Rio pearlfish), 1290 nucleotides. It is a transcript of the gene dscc1, whose product is annotated as DNA replication and sister chromatid cohesion 1. The coding region runs from base 5 to 1177 and encodes 390 amino acids. Gene Ontology annotation, cellular component: Ctf18 RFC-like complex; chromatin; nucleus. NCBI's taxonomy places the organism in Eukaryota, Metazoa, Chordata, Actinopteri, Cyprinodontiformes, Rivulidae. The record is from RefSeq and is a predicted model, not a curated record. The transcript is spliced from 9 exons. Gene Ontology annotation, biological process: mitotic sister chromatid cohesion; maintenance of mitotic sister chromatid cohesion.
GAAAAUGAGGACGCUAGAAGAGGUGCGGGCCACGCUGGAGAUCGCCAAGCUAAAAGAAGAAGACUUACAGCCGACAGUCCGCUGUUUGUCGUUCGGCGAGAACGUCUCCUCUGCAGACUACUGCCUGAUGGAGCUGGACGACACUCUGUGCAGACACGUCGAAGCUGGCGACACUCUUGUAAUACGGGGGGAUAAAGAUGAGCGUGCAGUACUUUGCAGCAGAAACAAGACCUACGAUCUAAAAGUAGCCAACACUUCUAACCUGCUGCUGUUCGUACCCAGAUGCAACACAGCAGACAGGCUGACGAGCAGUCAGGACAGGCUCCAUGUGCAGCACGCUCAGAUCUGGGGGUUUUGCAACAGCUACUGGGAACUGAGAAAACAGCGGCCAAAGCUGAAGAAGCUGAAGAAGCUUUUGAUGGAAAAUCCAUAUGAAGGCCCUCCAUUAGGGGGACAAGUGGAAGUCACAGAGAACAGGUACACAAUGCAGGAUCUACUGGAGAGGAUCCAGGCCAGUGAGGAGGAGAUAAAGGACCACUUGGAGACCAUCCAUGCCUGUCAAAUAGACGGAUUCUGGCGUGUGCUCGACUUUGACUAUGAGAUGAAGCUGCUCGGUCACGUCACUCAGCUGGUGGACUCUGAGUCGUGGUCCUUCAACAGGGUCCCCCUUCAAACCAGUCUGGAGGAGCUGGCUCCCCUGGAGCCAAAAGAAAUGGUCGAGCACUGUCUGGGAUGCUACGGAAAACGCUUCACUGAAAACGACAAGGUGUUUUAUGUGCUGCAUGAGGAUAAGGUCUGUCUGGCCCUGGCCCUGAUGCUGCUGCAGAAGGCUGUCAAGUUCAACCUGAAGGAGUUUCAGGAAGUCUGGCAGCAGAGCGUCCCAGAGGGCAUGAGUACAAGGCUGGACCAGCUAAAGGGCGUCGCUCUGGUGGACCGCACCUCCCACCCAGAAACCAUCAGUCUGCUGCAGGUGGAGGACCUCCCAGAGGAUACGCUGGAGCGCUUCAACUACCUCUUCACACUCAGAGAGAAAUGGACAGAAGAGGACAUUACACCAUACAUACAAGACCUUUGUGGAGAGAAACAGACAACUGGAGCCCUCCUGACCAAAUAUGCUCGAUCGUCGACACAAAACGGAGUAAAGGUCUUCAACUCCAGAAGACCAGUGGCCACAUGAGCACGUCAGCUGUUGAACUGGAUUCACAUUUGGAAAUUUAUUGCGUCAUGUUUGUUUUUGUUCUAUUUCACAAUAUUGAACUCGGAUUACGUAAAAUGUUAUUUGUUAGCUUA